AUGGACAUCAGUUCAUUGCUUUCCCCGGAUUCGAAUCCGAAGCCUGGGAACUCGACGCCCGUGCCCGAUCCUACGUCGAACAACGCACCGACCCCGACUGCAGGACCAUCCCCCCACAAGGCAGUUCAGCGGGCGCGUUCAGGUGCUGGUCGCAGAAACAGAACAUCAUCGCCUCUUACGCAGCAAGUCUACGCUCCUACGGGUCAGCCUGAAUCCUCGCCCCCCGUUACUAGCCCCUCCGCUGGUCCCAAUGUAAGCGCCACCAGGAAUGGAACAUCCCCUGUGACCGACCGGCCGCCAUCGAGACAGCCCUCCACGGGAAUGGAUACAUUGGCAGACUUGGCCUCAAUGCAGCAUCAUCAACCACCACCCCAGCAGCAGCAACAACAACAACAACAACAACAGCAGCAGCAGCAGCAUGGGCAGCAUCCUCAACGUACGGCGCGCCAGAACGCUCCUAACAUAAUGAGGAACGCCGAGUUCCACCAAAGCCAGCUGUCGCCAUCCACCAUCCACCCUCACGUGAACCAAAUCAACCACAACACCCCGACUCCCCGCACAUCGUUUGACUUGGCCAUGGCGGAAGGUCCACGGGAAUCCGCGCAGAGGAACUACGUCCAAACAUCGCUGGACCCCGAGGCACAGCUGUUGGCGACCGAGCUGUUCAAUAAAAUCCAAGAGAAUCCCCACACCUACGAGGCGCAUGUCCAAUUUAUCGGGUUGCUGCAUGCGGGCUUUGUGAACCACGUCUAUCCACCGAAUAACCCUGAUAUUCACGGUGACCCCCGUCGGUAUGAUCUGCUCAAAGAUUUGAGAACCGCGCGCGAGGAGAUGGACAAGCUUUUUGCCAUGGGAGAGGACCUUUGGGCUGAGUGGAUUCAAGAUGAGAGCAUGCUUGCGCAUACGGUGAUGGAACGUACCUCUGUAAUGGAGCUGUGCCAGCGAUCAGUCGAGGAAGAAUUCGGCUGCACUAAGCUCUGGCACAUCUAUGGCGAAUGGGUGCUCUAUCUGUACAACGCGACAGCUGGCGAACAUGGAGCUGGCCAAUGGACUGAAGAAGACCGGAUGAUUGGACGCGAAGUGUUCACUUGGCAGACGGUCCUGGACGUGUGGCAGCGAGCAGCGGAAGCGACGCAGUGGCGUAUCAACAACAGCCACCUCGUUUGGGAUCGAUUCCUGGAGCUCUUGACUCAAGACCUAACCCGAAGCCCGUCUCAAGAAAAGAUCAACCACCUCCGUGGCCUGUAUGAGGUGCGGCUACAGACUCCCCAUGCUACUUGGGACCAGACGUUCCAAAAAUUCUCAGGGUUUGUCUCCACUUACUUUGAAUCCAACUACGAGGAUACCAUGUCAGAGACGGUAGCCCAGGCGUCGGCUGCAAAGAACUUCUACGCCGCGCGAGAAGAGUUCGAGCACCGACUGAGCAAGGCUCAGGACUCUGGUGACAAGUCUGCUGAGUGGAACUUGUACAGGGAGUACAUUGACUGGGAACUCAGUCGUAACCGCCGGCGACGGGAAUUUCAUUUCGAGCUCGUUAAUGCCGUUUACCAACGCGCUGUGCUGCGCUUCCCUACGGACGUCUCUUUGUGGGAGGACUAUGUCAUGUUCCUUAUCGGCGAAUCUAUCCAUGGUCAUGCUUCUACGACAACAAUUGCAACUCUCGAUCGUGCAACUCGCCACUGCCCUUGGUCUGGUAACCUCUGGUCCCAGUACCUGCUGAGUUCUGAGCGAGAAGGCCAGUCUUUCUCCAAGAUCUCUGGUAUCAAGCACAGAGCUACUAGUACUGGCCUGCUGGAUGCUGGAGGCAUGGAAGAGGUGCUGAAAGUCCACAUAACCUGGUGCAGCUAUCUCCGUCGACGUGCCUUCCUUUCUGACGCAACCGACGAGGACUUGGAUGUUGCAGAGGUUGGCAUUCGGUCGGCAAUUGAGAGCGUGCAAGAGUUGGGCGAGAAAAAGUAUGGUCGGUCAUACCAGGGAGAUCCUCAUUUCCGCCUGGAGCGUAUCUACAUCCGCUACCUGAGUGAAAGUGGCAGUUGGGAUAGUGCACGGGAGACUUUCAAGGGCCUCGUUCCUCGUCGUGGUGAUAGCUACGAGUUCUGGCUCACCUACUACAACUGGGAACUUGUUUGCUGGAGCAAGUUCGUGCAGGGUGAGGCCACCGUCGACGCCGCCCGGCGCACUCCCAAUCCCAGCUUUGCAACGGCUGUCCUCAAACAGGGCAUCAAACGGCAAGACCUUGACUGGCCCGAGAAGCUCGUGCAGACCUAUAUCGCUCACUGUGAGGAUUAUGAGGAUGCGGAUGAAUUGCAGCUUGCCGUGAUCGAGAGCCGUAAAGCCAUGCGAGCUGUUACAGCUCGGAGAGAGCGCGAGGCGCGCGAAGCUGCGGCCGCACAACAGCAGCAACAGGAGCAGCAGCAACAGCAGUGGGAAGCCGCUGCCGAAGCAGCUUCUACCUCGGAGAAGCGAAAGCGCGAAGACGAAAAAGAUGCGAAUGGUCAACCCAUUAGCAAAAAAGUGCGUGCUGAAGAGGUGGCCCUAGAACAAGGAGCUGCCGAGACCCAACCUCCCGCCCGCGACCGCGAACAUGCAACUGUCGUGGUCAAGAACCUGCCUCGCGAGACCACCGAGCAUAGUGUCCGGCAGUUCUUCCGCCACAUCGGUACGAUUAACGGUGUCAAGUUGAUUCCUGGGCAGGAUGGAAACUCUGAAGUUGCAAUCAUUGAGUUCGAGACCAAGGAUGAAGCCCUGGCAGCCCUGACCCGUGAUCAGAAGGUCUUCAACGAGAACACCAUUGAAGUGACGCUGGAGACCGAGUCCACCCUGUGGGUCACGAAUUUCCCUCCGACCGCAGACGAGGAGUACAUUCGCAAUCUUCUCACCAAGUAUGGCCACAUUGUUGAUAUUCGCUUCCCUUCGCUCAAGUUCCAAACCAGCCGUCGGUUCUGCUACGUGCAGUUUGCUACUGCUACUGCAGCACACCAAGCCACGGAGCUGAAUGGAACCGAGGUAGAGAAAGGCUACAAGCUCAUUGUGAAGAUUUCCGACCCCUCUCAGAAGGAGAAGCGUAGCGGAGCAAUGCAGGAAGGUCGUGAGGUUUUCUGCAAAAGCUUUGACUGGAAGCUCAAGGAGAGCGAUGCCCGAGAUGCAUUCUCCAAGUUCGGCACAAUCGAAAACCUUCACCUCCCACUCAACGCUGACGGCUCCCAUCGAGGGUACUUUUUUGUGGCUUAUUCUUCCAAGGAAGAAGCAGAGGCCGCCCUCGCUAUGGACAAGCAAACCCUCGGAAGACGUCAAUUAGCCGUGAGCUUGAGCGGGAAUUCCGGCGCCAAACGUAUGACCAGUACCAUCAUCUCGCAGGUUGCCUCGUCGGCAUCACCGCCUGCCGAGGCCAAUGGUAACCACCUCAGUGUGGUCGAAACCAUCGGUGGCCGGUCUGAACGCACCCUUGCCCUGAUGAACGUGCCCGAUACCGUCAACGAUGCUCGUGUCCGCGCCCUGGUCGAACCGUUUGGGCGACUGGUCAAGAUUGUCCUGCGACCGGACCACCAGGGUGCCAUUGUUGAGUACGUUGACGUUCAUGAUGCUGGCAAGGCUUCCUUGGCACUCGAGGGCAAGGAGAUUGUCCCCGGACGCCCACUCCACAUCGGGAGCGUGGAUGAGAUGAAGAAGCUGCAGGCGGAGAAGAAGACGGAUCGCAUCACCUCGGUCAAGCAGGAGAAGCCGAAAUCCUCGCUCCAACCUGUGGGUCCCAUCAAACGCCCUCAGCAGCCUGGUGGCCGAGGUGGCCGCCGAGGAGGCCUUGGUUUGAAGCGAGCCCCUGCCGCAUCUCAAAACUCCACUGCCUCUUCCGGUGCGGCUUCUGAAAAGGACAAGAUGGACACCACUGCUGACGGCAAGGCCGGUGAGAGUGCCCUGUCCAAAAAGAGCAAUGAUGAUUUCCGUGCGAUGCUGGGACAGAAGCGCACGGAGUAA
Penicillium daleae is the source of this 3972-nucleotide messenger RNA. RefSeq names its product U6 snRNP complex subunit PRP24. Gene Ontology annotation, molecular function: RNA binding; protein binding. Bases 1 to 3972 code for a protein of 1323 amino acids. The transcript has 2 exons. Gene Ontology annotation, cellular component: ribonucleoprotein complex. The record is from RefSeq and is a predicted model, not a curated record. NCBI's taxonomy places the organism in Eukaryota, Fungi, Ascomycota, Eurotiomycetes, Eurotiales, Aspergillaceae. Gene Ontology annotation, biological process: RNA processing.